AUGCCUCUCGAAGAAUUCAACGAGCUCUACAAGAAGGUCCCAGACGGUCACGAGCAAGGCGCUGUAAUUAGAACUAGGAUACAGAAGUAUAUUAAGGGCUCUCACCUCCCUUUCCUGUCCUGGGAGAAGGCAGAGAAGCGAGGCUUCAGUGAUCUGGACGAUGGCGAGUGCGAAAGGACACGGAAACGUACUGCCACCUCUGAAUUGCUCCUUGGUCAAGAUUUUGGCGUAUCCUGGGAUAUCAUCGAUUGCGCCCCUGAGUUCGACCUGCACGAAUCACUCUACGGUGCUGCAAGCGACGACCAUUCCUACCAGCCGGCCUGA
Molecule: messenger RNA, 324 nt
Organism: Alternaria arborescens
Lineage: Eukaryota; Fungi; Ascomycota; Dothideomycetes; Pleosporales; Pleosporaceae
Exons: 2
Coding region: 1-324 (107 amino acids)
Source: RefSeq, a predicted model, not a curated record